AUGUCCUUCUUCAAGAAGCUCGCCGACAAGUUCGACGACUUGACUGUUGACGAUAACAAGCGUAAGGACGAAGGGCACUCUGGCCAGCGCGGCUACGGCGACCCCUCCGGCUAUCCCGGCGGUCCCGGACCCCAGCCGGGCCAAUACUCGUCUCCACCUCCGCAGCAGCAACAGUACGGCCAGCAGCCGCCCUACGGCGGACACGGCCAGUACUCAUCCCCGCCCCCGCCUCAGCAGUACGGCGGGGGAGGAGGCGGCGGCAAUCCCCAGGCGCCCGAGUACCGACCGCCCCAGGAUAAGCCCCCUAUUCCUCGCGGCUGGAUCCCCCAGUGGGACCAGCAGAACCAGCGUUGGUACUACGUAGAGGAAGCCUCCGGCCGCUCGCAGUGGGAGGCCCCCGGCUACGACGUCUCGCAUCCCGGGUACCCGGCCACGGAGUCGCGUGGUCAUGAGUCCUCGUACGGUGGCGGUGCGCCGCCGCCCCCUAGCGGCUACGGCUACCCCCAGUCCGGAGGCUACGGAGGCCAUGAUCAGGGCGGUCAUGGCGGUUCCGGCUAUGGCGGACACGGUGGAGGUGCUGACUACGAGAAGGAAAAGAAGAAGAAGGGAAGUUCCGGUAGUGGCAUGCUGCUGGGUGCCGCUGGAGGCUUGGCGGUUGGCGCCGUAGGCGGCGCACUCAUCGCUGACGCGUUGGACGACUCGGAUGAUGAGCGCCGUCAUUACGCACCUGCUCCGGUUCCUCCCCCUCAGCCAGCCUAUCAGUCCUACCCCGCGCCACAGGGUGAUGAGAGCGACCGGGAGUCGCUCCAAGAGGCUCGUGAGGACUAUGAGGAGGCAAUAGAGGCCGCUGCUUCGAGUAGUGCCAGUAGCAGUGAUCUCGAAGAACUUCAGGAGGCUAGGGAGGAGUACCAGGAAGAGUACGAGGAGUACUAUGAGGAUUAG
Molecule: messenger RNA, 942 nt
Organism: Neoarthrinium moseri
Lineage: Eukaryota; Fungi; Ascomycota; Sordariomycetes; Amphisphaeriales; Apiosporaceae
Exons: 3
Coding region: 1-942 (313 amino acids)
Molecular function (GO): protein binding
Source: RefSeq, a predicted model, not a curated record